AUGAGAAUAAAGACGGAGAUUGAUGGCGAGGGCCUGGACAAGCAGUGGGCCCAGAGGUACAUUCUCGACCCGCUCACGGCGCCCGAGCCCAGCCAGGAGGCCAUGACGAGGUCCGGCACCUCGACCGCGCCCUCGGCCUCGGCCGCGUACGUCGACUACCGGCGGCAUCACCCGCCGUCCUUUUUCUCGGCAGCCCGCAGUCUCAAGAAGCUGUCGCUGGACGAGGUCCGGCGGCCCGUCGCCAGCGGCAGCAGCAGCAGGGCCGCCAACGACGACAACGACGACUCGUCCCGGUAUCCCACGCCGCCGUCGUCGGCGGGCUCGGCGGGCAGUCCCACGGGCCGCGCGGCUGCUGCUCGUGGCAGUGGCAGUGGCAGUGGCAGUGGUGAUGGGAGCGGCAGCGGCAGCGGCGCUGCGGCCUCUGGGUCUGGGCCUGGGCCUGGCCCCCGGGGCCAUGCGGCGCCGCUCCACCCCUCCAACCCGUUUGCGACCACUACGUCAUAUGCCCGGCUCGACACGCACGCAAGGCACGGCGACGAAAUCAGUCCACCGCUCUCUCCUCAACACCACCGCAGCAACUCCAAACCCUCUGCCUCGUCUCGCAGCUCGCAUCACGCCCCGUCGCAGCAGCAUCAAUUGAGGACUCAUCGCCGCCACCCCAGCGCCCCGACACCCUCCGGCUCGUGGUUCGACGAGCCCGGCCCGCUCCCGAGCCAUCCGCAUCUCCAUCCGCCUCGCCCGCGCGACCACCACCACCGCCGCAACCUCAGCGUCGCCAGCAACACCACCGGCAACAGCACCAGCAGCAACAACAACAUCAAGGGCAACGACGACGACAACAACACCAACACCAACACCACCACAAACCUCCAGCGCCACCGCUCCCUCCGCCAGCGCUACCCCGGCGACAUGUCGCACCGCCCGCUCGACAUGCUCCGCGCCGACGCCCGCGCCGCCGACCGCGGCCCGCACCAGCGCCACCGCAAGCGCAUCUCCGACACGGACACCAUCGACGCCCUCGACACCAUCGGCGGCGCCUACCACCACGGCGGGCCCUACGACGCGACCCUCACCAGCCGCAACCUCAACGCAAAGUACAGCCCCGUCGCCGCCGUAAAGGCCUCCAACGAGGCCGCCCUGCGCGCCACCCCGCGCGAGAACAUCCAGGACAGCCUCGAGCGCCACGUUCCCCUCCAGGGUACCGCCACCAUCCCCGCUGGCGCCCGCGACAUGAGCGGCCGCAUCAUGGACUACGAGGAGGGCGCCGACCUCAUGCGCGAGCCCGAUGCCGACGGCGGCGCCUACAAGCGCUGGCCCGGCGUGCAAUACCAUCCCGACGACUACAAGGGCAAGGGCGAGCCCUCCUUCACCAUCGAGCGGGACCUCAAGGCCCGCAAGCACGGCAAGCACCUCAGCGAGGCCGACGCCUUUGAGAUGCACCCGGGCGUCAACCGCCGUGCCGCCCGCCAGCGCAGCGCCAGCAACGCCGACCAAGAGGGCUCCGCGAGCGGCAACGCCUACGGCGGCGGCGGUACCGGCGAGGGCGUGCGUCGCAGCCACUCGACGGGCAAGAAGUUUAGCGAGGGCAUCAAGCGCCGCUUCGGCAGCCUGCGGCACAAGAAGCCGGCCGAGGUGCAGUAG
This is a messenger RNA of Purpureocillium lilacinum, 1641 nucleotides long. RefSeq lists its product as uncharacterized. Gene Ontology annotation, cellular component: cytoplasm. The record is from RefSeq and is a predicted model, not a curated record. NCBI's taxonomy places the organism in Eukaryota, Fungi, Ascomycota, Sordariomycetes, Hypocreales, Ophiocordycipitaceae.